UUCUAUUGCCGUCGACGUCUAGCUGCCUGUAGCUCAUACAAGAAAAAGCAACACAAAUAGAUGAUCAGACGCCAGUGUAAGCUAUUAUGUUCGGCCUUUGACAUUAGAAAGCGUUUUUUCUUGUCUUGCUGUCUUUUCUUCUUUCAAUAACAAAACCAAAAUUAAGUUGGCCUUUUGAUUAGUUUAGUAAUUGCAAAGUGCGAACAAUUUUUAUUAGUGUUGGCUUCAAUAAGUUGUUAAAUUGUUAUUUGAGAGCUAGAGAAGUUAUUUAUCAACAACAGCAUAUUAGCAUAUUGUAAACAUGGAUAUUAUGGACAUUCAAGCUGUCGAAUCUAAGUUGAGUGACGUCACUGUAACCCCAAUACCCAGAUCUCAGGUUCAAAAUUUCUACAACUAUCAACAAAGGGAACAAAGAGAACAACAACCUCAAAUACAAAUCUCAGCUAUACAUCAUACACCCAGGGAUCGUCAUCACAGCGAUCGCGGAGAUUCUUCCACAUCCGGCCAUUCAUCAAGCAGAGAUCUUUAUACGUCCACGUCCAAGAGAGAGCGAGAUUAUCAUCAGCAGCUGAGCAAUGUGGCUGCGGCAGUGGCUGGAGGUGGAACAAGUGCUGCUGUUGCAGCGGCAGCUUUGCAAUAUACACAACAGUUGCAGGCCCAGUUGGCCUUGCUGCAACAACAGGCUAACACCACGGCUUCUCCCUCGAUCACCUUGACUCCAGCUGGCCCAGCUGCCCGUUCGGCAGCACAUUCAAAUAGUAUCAGUCAUAGUAAUCAUCACCAGCAUCACCAUCACAGUUCCAAUAGUAAUAAUAACAACAACAAUAAUAGUGGCACCAGCAGUAGCAUGAAUUUAAAUGGCUCCCACCAGCAUCAGCAGCAACAGCAACAUACCCAAUCUCAACUCAAAUAUCCCCAAUCAUCUUCGCCCGUUGCCUUGUUAGCAGCUCAGUCUUCAUUGAAUCUAAGCUCUGCUAAUUUGCCCAGUAGUAGUGGUGGCGUCGGUGGCCUUAACAAUGGCUUAACCAAAUAUGCGCAACUGUUGGCCAUUAUUGAGGAAAUGGGACGCGAUAUUAGACCAACUUAUACCGGCUCUAGAACUUCCACAGAACGUUUAAAACGUGGCAUUGUACAUGCCAGAAUUUUAGUGCGAGAAUGUUUAAUGGAGACAGAGCGUUCGGCACGUCAAUGAGAAUUACUUACACCGGCUGAGUUGUUACGGCUGAGUAGCGACGACGACCAGGAGCAUGAGCAAAAGCAGCAACAGGAUGUGGAGAGCAUCUCAUUAACAAGUACUACUGAUAAUUGUUUUAAGCAAUAGUCUUUAUAGAUGAUCUUUACGAUUUAAUUUUUCUUUAGACAUUUUUUUUAGAUUUUAGUUUAAAUUUUAGUUAUAUAGACCAAAAGGAAUUGCUAUACACUAAAAAGAGCAAAGGAAUAUUUUUGAUAUUCCUGGAAUUAUUCCAAAAAUAUACUUUAAUUUUAUUCGACACUUUUUUUUCUUAAAUAACGCUACCUUAUGUUCAUGAUUAAGCUUUAGUUUUUGUUUCUCCUUUAGAUUAAGUUAGUUUUAGUUUUUCCUUGCCCCCCAUGGUGGAUGGGUAUAUUAUUUUGAAUUGAUUGUAUGCUUUAUUAAAUGAUUUUAUUUAAACCA
Molecule: messenger RNA, 1654 nt
Organism: Stomoxys calcitrans (stable fly)
Lineage: Eukaryota; Metazoa; Arthropoda; Insecta; Diptera; Muscidae
Gene: CDK2AP1
Product: nuclear transcription factor Y subunit gamma
Exons: 1
Coding region: 302-1192 (296 amino acids)
Cellular component (GO): cytoplasm; nucleus
Source: RefSeq, a predicted model, not a curated record